AUGUGGAUGGAAAAGAUUUUUCUUUAUGCUAAUUCAACAUUGCUACCAUAUCAAGGAUAUCAUUUAACAACUGAUGAAUGCAAUCGUUAUUGGUUCUCAUUAGGAUUAUAUGGUAUUCAGAUUUUUAAUAGUCAAGGUUUACUAAUUGGAGAUAUUACUCAAAAGUCUUCAUUUAUCUUUGAAAUGCUAAUUUCAGAAAAUUAUGUGAUUUAUUUAUCAAAUACAAUAUUAAAUCAAAUUCGUAUUGAUUUAACCAUACAAUGUUGA
This is a messenger RNA of Rotaria sp. Silwood2, 267 nucleotides long. Lineage: Eukaryota; Metazoa; Rotifera; Eurotatoria; Philodinida; Philodinidae. The record is from the annotation of a GenBank genome assembly.